This is a messenger RNA of Anoplopoma fimbria (sablefish), 1546 nucleotides long. Its product is annotated as KATNB1-like protein 1. Gene Ontology annotation, molecular function: microtubule binding. The record is from RefSeq and is a predicted model, not a curated record. Gene Ontology annotation, cellular component: nucleolus. Lineage: Eukaryota; Metazoa; Chordata; Actinopteri; Perciformes; Anoplopomatidae. The transcript is spliced from 10 exons. The coding region runs from base 214 to 1158 and encodes 314 amino acids.
UCUAGACCAACGCUUUAAAGAAAUGUUUGGUUUUGUAAUCUGCACCAUUAAUAUAUUAAUAGCCGCUAGGGGGUGCACUUUGCACGGACUGCAUAAUGAAUAGGACGCUUUAUUCUCUGAUACAGGGCGGUGUUUGUAGUUGAAAAUCGGGUGUUAACUAGCUGCAGUAGCCUAAUCAAAGGGAAUGAAUAACUAUAUGGCCUCUGCAUAGGAAUGGAUAACAAGGCGUCUUUUUCUCUAGAUAUAAUGGACUCCAACAGCGAGGAUGGAGAGUACCAAAAUCUUGAACAUGACUUACAACAGGAUGCAGCCCAGUACAGAGUGACCUAUACUCGGGGGAGAGACACAAAAGAUAUGGGUAACGAUAAAAAUGAGGAGUUCAACAUAAAGAGGUAUCCAGUAAGUCGCUCUGGCAACAACCCAGGUAGAGUGAAGCGGGUAGUGUCCUGUAAGAGGAAGACCCAUCAUCUGACAGUGACUCGGAGGAAGCAGCCCGGGGUUGGGAAAAUUUAUGAUGCUGCUAACAAGGAGAAUGAGAUUAAGCGCAUGCAGGACAUGCAACAGGAGAUAUUUGACAUGGACCCUUGGGAGUUCCCACUAAAAGUCAAUAAUAACCCCAAGACUGGGAGAACUGGUUCUGAACAAACCGACUACUGUUCACUCACUGAGCUUACCAUGGAUCACAGCACAUUGACUGAUGUGCUCUUUGGAAGAAAUCUGAGACUGAAAGUAUCCCUAACAUUGUGGCAGAGAAAUGUUGGAGAGCUGUUGACGUACUUUCUGAGAAUUCAAGACGUCGGUGUGUUUGUUGAUUUUCUCCCGCUGAUUAGCAAAAGCAUUGAUGAGGACUCUCCCAGGGUCACCAUUGGCUGUUGUGUUGACCUCUUUCCUUUAGUUAAGAAGGUCCUCACCCAUCCAUAUGAAGAGUAUCUUAUAGUUGGCUUAAAGUGGAUAAAUUCAGUUUUGAAAAACUGGUGGGCGGACCUAAAAACAAGUGGCUAUAGUGGAUCAACUGAACUUCUGAUGGAUAAAAAUUUCCAGGCCUUUAAUCAGCAGUUGACGGAGUUAUGGCAUCAGGAAUCUUUACUAAAAUCUGUUCCCGGACCUGCUGCGGACAUGGCAAAGGUCAUUGACUCCUUCCUGUCUCAACUUACCUGACAGCAACAAAGAGCCGGAUAAAGGAUCUUUCUCUGGUGGCAGCUUCCCAAAAGUGUAUUGAAUCCUUAGUAAAAUCCUUUGAUUGGAGCUGAAGUUGUUUCCACAGAGGAGUUGGUUUUAGCUUGUACUGUACUUGUCCUUAGGCGAUAUCUGUAGAUCAUGAUGUAUUUUUGGGCUGGCCGAUGAACCUGAAGAGUUGAAAUACUGAGAAUGUGCAAUAUAAAUGUAAUCAUGUGGCAAAUUUGACUUGAUGUCAUUGUUCAUUGAACUAUACUAGGAUGUUGUAAUAAUGACCAACAAGAGGAGUUUUAUCAUUGUGCAGUUUCAGUUAUAUCACAGAAACUUAGAGGCUUUCAUGUGUCGCUUUUAUCUUUGAUUGCACCAAUGA